AUGGAUGAUAUUGCAAUAGUGCAUAUUUCAGCACAACCAAAGGUAGAAAAAAUUCAAAAUAUUCUGGCGAUGGAUGAUUUCAUUAUCACUGAUCUGAACCAAGAAAUAAUGCUAAAGGAAAUUGACGAUUUGUCAGAUCUUGGUGACAAUUUGUCAAAUCUACCUGAAGUAAAACGAACUGUGAGAAUGUUUUCUACAUCAUCAAUCUUUUAUCAUAUCGCUAUCUGUUGCCAUAUUCAUUAUUUUAUAAACAUUUGCUUGUGA
Molecule: messenger RNA, 264 nt
Organism: Cercopithifilaria johnstoni
Lineage: Eukaryota; Metazoa; Nematoda; Chromadorea; Rhabditida; Onchocercidae
Source: the annotation of a GenBank genome assembly